Messenger RNA from Triplophysa rosa, 1421 nucleotides. RefSeq names its product survival motor neuron domain containing 1 (gene smndc1). The transcript has 6 exons. Gene Ontology annotation, biological process: mRNA processing; regulation of alternative mRNA splicing, via spliceosome. Gene Ontology annotation, cellular component: nucleus; precatalytic spliceosome; cytoplasm. The record is from RefSeq and is a predicted model, not a curated record. NCBI's taxonomy places the organism in Eukaryota, Metazoa, Chordata, Actinopteri, Cypriniformes, Nemacheilidae. Bases 150 to 863 code for a protein of 237 amino acids. Gene Ontology annotation, molecular function: RNA binding.
AUCCGGAAAGAGGUUGACUCGGUGAAAGGAACGAAAGAUAACAAAGAACGGGCGAUUUUUUUUAUUUAUUACAAACAGUAGUACAUGGACACAUAAACCGUUUAAUUUCUUGAUAUUUCAUAUAAACAUAUAACCAGGAAUCUUUAGAGAUGUCUGACGAGUUGGUAAAGCAGUUGAACAAUUACAAGGCACAGUUGCAGCAGGUGGAAGCUGCACUUUCCACAGAUCCGGAAAAUGAAGAUCUGCUUAAAUUGCAGAAGGACCUUCAGGAGGUGAUUGAGUUGACAAAAGACCUGUUGACAUCACAGCCAGUGGAGGGUGUCACUAGCACCAAAAGCUCGGAGGCUACUGCGUCCACUCUCGGAUGGAGAGUCGGAGACCGAUGUAUGACCGUCUGGAAUCAAGACGGACAGGUGUAUGAGGCAGAGAUCGAGGAGAUCGACGGUGAGAAUGCCACGGCAGCCAUCACCUUCAGUGGCUAUGGCAACGCAGAGGUAGUGCCUCUUCAAUCCCUCAGAGCUCCAGAGGAGGGCCAGAGCAGGCAACAGAUCGAUGGAAAGCCUAAAUCCAAGAAAGAGAUACUGGCAGAGCAGAGGGAAUAUAAGAAGAAGAAAGCACAGAAGAAGGUGCAGCGCAUAAAGGAGCUGGAGCAGGAGAGAGAGGAUCAGAAAUCCAAAUGGCAGCAGUUUAACAAUAAAGCCUAUUCCAAGAAUAAGAAAGGACAGGUGAAGAGGAGUAUAUUUGCAUCACCAGAGAGCGUGGAUGGAAAGGUCGGCGUCGGCACGUGUGGUAUUGCUGAUAAACCCAUGACUCAGUACAACGACACUUCAAAGUACAAUGUCAGGCAUUUGAUGCCCCAAUGAUUGAUCUGUUCUGUUUGUCAGUUUCAUCCCAUCAACCUCAACAACCACUGUUAAACAAAACAGAUAAAUACUGGAUAUGAGUUCCUAAGUUUGAUUGAACAUAAUAUGAAUAUAGUAGCACCUUUCCAGAGUUGCUAUAUUUCAAGUUAUAGCGGGUGCUUUAAAAUUUGGAUGUCUGAGCUGUACUGUUCUGAAAGUUUUUGGAUGUUGUAACUAAUAAUACAAGAGUCCAGCUACUUAUAAGUAUAGCACAGUUCCCACAGCUACUGUUUUAAUGUAUCUUAUGGAUCUUAUUAUGCUAUCAGGACUGGCUCUGCACACUUCUAAUGAUGUAGAUAAUGAGAACUUUGCCCUCUAGAUUUUUUUAUUUACUGGCCACCCACAUACACAGAUUCAGGAAAACAGGUAUUGUCAAACUAAUGAAGCUGUUUUUGCAUUUUUUGCUUUCUGAACUUUUGUGUCCAAUAAGCAUUGUGCUUCAGUCUAUUUGUUGUUGAAUUUGCUUUUCAGUUUUGUAUAUUUACAUAUUUGAGAGUAUUAAACAUUGAUUUGUUGACA